GAAGACACCAUGCAGCUUGACAUUCUCCAUCGCAAUCCAGAGGCAACAUCUCGCAAGUCUGAAAAUCGCGUCGCCAAUGCCAUCGUGGAGGCUGCAGAUAGUCGCGGAGAUGGCUCUCAGGCCAUUAAUAUACAAGCGACGAUCGACGAUUUGCCGGACGGAGGUUACGGAUGGGUCAUUGUCGCUGCAUGCAGUCUCAUAUCUUUCUUCCACAUCGGGUUGACAUACUCGUGGGGAAUUGUCCAAGCGCGUUUGAGCGCAUCCCACCUGGCGAAAGACUCCACGCUCUCGUUCAUCGGCUCCACCGCUGUUGCCUUCGUUUCUUUCGCCGCACUCGUGAAUGCACGCAUCAUUCGUCGGCUCGGGACGCGCAACUCUGCGCUGCUUGGUUGCUUUUCUCUUGGAUUUGGGCAGAUCCUGAACGGAUGGGCUUCGUAUAGCAUCGCUGGGCUCUUUGUGACGAAUGGCGUCAUUGUAGGCUUCGGUACAAGCCUGUGCUUCAUGACGUGCGGUUCACUGCCCGCGCAGUAUUUCAAGCGGCGUCGUGGGCUGGCUAACGGCUUUGUUUUCGCCGGUGGAGGCAUUGGCGGAGGGGUGUGGUCCCUAUCGAUCAGUUCGCUCAUCGACCGCGUAGGCAUCCCAUGGACGUUCCGCAUUCUAGGGCUCAUCACCCUCACGACGACAAUGCCCGCUGCCAUGCUACUCAAGGAACGCGUGCGUCGUGCACCUGCGACUGUAGAAUGGAGGCUUUUCCUCGACCCAAAAUUCAUACUCCUCUUCCUUGGCUCGGCCCUCGCUACGUUCCCGAUCCUUGUCCCCGCCUUCUUCAUACCAUUGUACGCGAACUCCCUCGGCGCGUCCGCCUUCACAGCUUCCGCACUUCUCGCGUUGUUCAACCUCUCAUCAGCCGUCGGUCGUGUCGGCUUCGGCGCUCUAGGCGAUCGAAUAGGUCCAAUCUCUGCGCUCGCGCUCACUCUGCUCCUCGCCGCGGUCAGCAUGCUAGCUAUAUGGCCCGUGUCCGCAAGCCUCGCGCCGCUCGUGGUGUUCAUCGUGUUGAAUGGGAUCGGGAACGGCGGGUUUUUCUCGACGAUGCCGAGUGUUAUCGGGCAUAUGUACGGCUCUUCGCGUGUUGCGAGCGCGUUGGCUAUGGUGGUGACGGGAUGGGCUUUCGGAUACCUCCUCGGCUCUCCUGUCGCAGGAUGGUUACUCGAUGCGUACGGAGGGUCGAGUGCUGGGCGCACCGCCUUUCGACCUGCAAUCUAUUUUGCGGGUUCUCUUUCUCUGCUGAGUGUGGUGCUGAUCACAGCUAUGAGACACAUGGUGACGAAAAACAAAAUCUUCGUGUUCGCAUAGAAGCGAAAUUCUAGAGUAGUUACUCCUCUUACUCCUCAAAUGAAUGAUUUUCUCUCCAGCC
This is a messenger RNA of Heterobasidion irregulare TC 32-1, 1414 nucleotides long. RefSeq names its product MFS monocarboxylate transporter. Lineage: Eukaryota; Fungi; Basidiomycota; Agaricomycetes; Russulales; Bondarzewiaceae. Bases 10 to 1353 code for a protein of 447 amino acids. Gene Ontology annotation, biological process: transmembrane transport. Gene Ontology annotation, cellular component: fungal-type vacuole membrane. Gene Ontology annotation, molecular function: transmembrane transporter activity. The transcript is spliced from 5 exons. The record is from RefSeq and is a predicted model, not a curated record.